CAAAGGACAAGGUAAGGUGUUAAAAAAGUCAAACCAGAGCAACUAGUUUAGUUAAAUAGUCAAACAAGGAAGAUGCCUAUGUGACAAGAACACGCUCGGAUGUGAAUGACACCCCCGAGACACGAAGACCAUGUGACAGACACUAAUUCCCAGCAACUACAUAUGAUGGGAUUUCCAGCCUGCGUGCCAUUGCUAAGUGUCAGGGAUACUUGCAAAUCUCUCUGAAAAUUGAAGUUGUUGAUAUUUUAGAGGAUGACUGCUCUAGGACAUAGUAUUACUGUCAGAAACAUUCGAGGUGAAGAGCUGCUCUGUUGCUGGGAGUGUCCUGGGCUGGAUUGUUUUCCAGAGGCAGAACGUAGUAGCACUGCAGGCGGUAGCAGUAGUACUUUUUAUAACAGAAUUAUCCAGGGAUAUUUUUUAGCCUUUAGAAACGAGACUUUGGGGCAUUGUAGGACCUAAAGAAAUGACGUGUGACUGAAUGUUUACACAGUUCUCAUACGCAGCUCAGAGGCUUUCCAGUCUUUUUGCUGGGUAACUUAAGGAUAAACGCUCUCCCACUUCAUCUCCUCUGACACCAGACACUGAUUUUCAAUGCCAUCUGUCUCUGCUCCCGGCCAGGAUGAAACAACCGACUCUGUGACAGUUGUCUGCCGCUUUGAAUGAGACUUUUUUCCCCCGGGGGAAAAUAGCCCUUUGUGGGACAGGAGUGCAGCACAGCGGGCUUGAAAGGGCUUAUUUCAUCUCGGAGGCAUGAAUGGCGUUUGCAGUUCAUGAUCGCCGUGUCGGACCCAUCACGGACCCGCUGGCACAGCGGCGGGACGGCGACGGACCUCGGAGCAGGCACAAACCGUGGCCAGCGCACUAUGCCCGUAGCUGUUGACACUGGCAGGACGUGACCCUCCUCGCGUGGGCGACACGAAGGGAGGCAAAUGCCCCGCUAACCCUUCCUCGAGCCGGUGAAGGGCGCAGGGAUUCCGCUUUGCCACUUUUUGGGUGCUCCACCGAAAACCUGAGCGCCCACGCACAGCGGCUUCCCACGGCCGUCCUUUCGUCCCGGCUGCUUUCAUGGCGAUGGCGGAGCUCUGGGGCCGCGCGUAGCGCUGCCAGGUUCCCGCCGGAGCAGCCACAUCCAUUUCUCCUGCGGGGCUAAUCCCGAGCGAGCGAGCGGCCGGGCGCCAGCUUUGCGAGGAGAAGAGGAAGAAAGACGAGAAAGACGCGGGGCGAAGGCGCAGCUCUGCAGCCGCUCCCGCUGCCGGAAGCGCUCCCGGGCCCGCCCGGCGGGGCGGCCGCUGCGGCCCGGGAGAGGCGGAGGGCCCGGGAAGGGCGGAGAGCCCGGGAGAGGCGGAGGGCCCGGGGAGAGGAGGAGAGCCCGGGAGAGGCGGAGGGCCCGGGGAGAGGAGGAGAGCCCGGGGAGAGGCGGAGGGCCCGGGAGGGGCGGAGAGCCCGGCAGGUGCCGCGGGAGGAUGGCGGUGGGCGACCCGGAGCAGGCGCGCUACUGCGGGCGGCUCUCGUACCUGUGCCUGAAGCUCAGCCUCAUCACCUACUCCACCACGUUCUGGGUGAUCGGAGCCCUCGUCCUCGCCGUUGGGAUUUAUGCAGAAAUUGAAAGACAGAAGUACAAAACUCUAGAAAGUGCCUUUCUAGCCCCAGCAAUUAUUUUAAUACUUUUGGGCAUUGUAAUGUUCCUGGUAUCCUUUGUGGGUGUACUGGCUUCUCUGAGAGACAAUUUAUGCCUUCUGCAAGCAUUCAUGUACAUCCUUGGCAUCUGCCUGCUGAUCGAGCUGACAGGUGGAGUGGUGGCCCUGAUCUUCAGGAACCAGACAAUCAAAUUUUUGAAUGAUAACAUUAGAAGAGGAAUUGAGAAUUACUAUGAUGAUUUAGACUUCAAGAACAUCAUGGAUUCUGUACAAAAGCAGUUCAAGUGCUGUGGUGGGGAAGAUUACAGAGACUGGUCCCAGAACGUGUACCACAACUGUGCAGCUCCAGGACCACUGGCUUGUGGGGUGCCCUACACUUGCUGCAUCAGAAAUAAGACAGACAUUAUCAACACUAUGUGUGGAUACAAGACCAUUGACCAAGAGCGCUUGAGCGUUCAGCACGUCAUCUACGUCCGAGGGUGCACCAAUGCUGUGCUCAUCUGGUUUUUGGACAACUACAGCAUCAUGGCUGGUGUGCUGCUCGGCAUACUGCUGCCCCAGUUCCUGGGCGUGCUGCUGACGCUGCUGUACGUGACCCGGGUGGAGGACAUCAUCUCGGAGCACAAGCUGGGCCAGAGCCUCUUCGGGACCGCGCCUGCCCCGGACCUGGCCGCGGCCGGCUGCUGCAGGUGCUACCCGGGCUGACCGGAGCCCAGCGCUGCCGGAGCGGGCACAGCAGCUGCCUUGGGGCUGGCCAGACACCGGGGUGCUGAAGCAGCCGGAGCUGGGGGCGAGCCGGGACGCACUGAGGGGCCCCGCGGGGUCUGGGGGCAUUAAUUCCUUCUGAGUGAUUGCUGGGAGAUAACACAGCCGGGAAGCCGGAGAAGAGCUGAACCUCGAUUUCCAGGGAGCGUCUUUGCAUCUUGGGCUGUUGUAUUUGAGUGUUUGUCCUUCUCCAGCUUUAUUUUCCUACUCCUUGCAGAGAGAUUUCUUCCCGAUCCACACGGUGAACAUUAAACCUGUGUUUAAUGGUGGGGUUUUAUGCUAAUCAUGAUGAAUUUACUGACAAUAAUGGAUGUGAUGCUGAUCGCUUUCAUUGCUCAGUCUUCUGUGCCUUUUAAUAACGGGGCAAAUGCCAGUGUCAAAUCAGUCAGGUAAUGCUUGAUCUAUUUUUUAAUGCAGUUUAUUACUGUGUGGCUUUUGUAUAAACUCACAAGAUGUUUGAGUCUUGGAUGUACUGUAUUUUUCCCCUUUAGUAAAUUAACUAGGUGAUUUAUGACUUUAUAUUUUUUUGGAGUUCUGUAUGUCAAGAUGUUUCUAAAAUUUAUUGUUGAAAUAAAACCAAUGAGUCGGUUUUUCUUAAAAAAAAA
Molecule: messenger RNA, 3007 nt
Organism: Motacilla alba alba
Lineage: Eukaryota; Metazoa; Chordata; Aves; Passeriformes; Motacillidae
Gene: TSPAN15
Product: tetraspanin 15
Exons: 8
Coding region: 1464-2342 (292 amino acids)
Cellular component (GO): membrane
Source: RefSeq, a predicted model, not a curated record